Molecule: messenger RNA, 429 nt
Organism: Penicillium expansum
Lineage: Eukaryota; Fungi; Ascomycota; Eurotiomycetes; Eurotiales; Aspergillaceae
Exons: 1
Coding region: 1-429 (142 amino acids)
Source: RefSeq, a predicted model, not a curated record
AUGGACUUCACCGACAUUACCUACUCGAUUCCCCGUGCCAACAUCUUCAGCGGCCUAGAGCCCUGUCUCGCUGUUAUCCUCGCUUCGGUCCCUAUGAUGCGCCCACUCCUUGGGCGCUCAGCAUACACACCCGAGGUGACAGCUCGGCCUUCGAAUAAAUCUUCGUCCCACCCUGGAAGAUCCAGAUCUGCUGGCGAGGGCGAGUUCCAGCCGUUGCAGGAUGACUCGAGCGAGCUGUGCUUGCGGCCAAUUGGGCCAAAACAUGAGGUUAGUGUCGCUGUUCAAAACCUCACAGAGGCGAGAGAGAGACACCGUAGAAGCGAAGAUCUUCUUGAAGCUGGAGAGAGCAGGAAUAUAGAUCAGACACAGAAAGAAGACUGGGCGAUUUCGGUGAAGCAAGAAUGGGCUGUGUACCAUGGAGAGAAGUAA